GAAAACAUGAAUGAUGUUUGUUUUCUUAACGGGGAUGUAAACCAGCCAGGAAUUGCAGUUUGCAACGUAAUAUGUCUGGUUUUUAGAGAUGUCUUCAUAUUCUAAUCAUCAGUCAGAGUACUAUGGUCGUAGCAAAUGGUUACCACAUUUGGAACGACUGCUAUCUGCGAGUUGCAUUGCAUGGUGUCUACAAGCUUCUUUUAAGGAACAUUCUAAAUCGGCGACGAUAGCUUAUGUCGGAGGUGCAUCAAGCAUUUAUGUCACGGAUUUUUUCCUGAGGCGUCUUGCAUCUCGUUCGUCAAACAGGGGGAUACUACGAGCUGGUGGAUUUUUAUUUGCUGUUGGAAUCUCAUGGUGUCUUAACAAAGCUUUCAAGGAGCAUCCGCAAGCGGCAAUGAAAGCCUUCUUGGCAGGUGCGUUAAGCACGUGCCUUGGAAAAGCCAUCAUUUUUGGCGAUCCAUUGGCAUCUUGGGAAGAAAGUCGAAGACCCAAACCACCUGAAAAGAAAGUACCUGAAGUUUCUGAUAUGUAUUAUCACUAUGCUGCUGUUCCUGUGCGAUUACAGAAAAAUGUAGAAGACGCUGCGAAAAUAUUGAGAAAAAUUUCUCAGGAAUUUCAUAGUAUUAAAAUCGGAGAGGGGAUAUAGACCAUUUACAGGAGAGUUAGACUUCCAUCCCUGAUAAAUUGCCGUAGGAGAAUUGGAGAAUUUAACUUUUAAUUUAGAAAUAUUUUUUGUCAUAUAAAUCAAGAGACAAUAACGAUUUACUUAAUAGAACAUCUCUAUUGAAUCAUUUUAUCGCUUCAGUAUAUAAAUUCAUAUCGACUUUAUUGCUUUUAUCGAAAACUGGACCAGCAAUUUAUUCAUUUCAUUAAACAAACUGUUACUUAGUUAAAAUGAAAUUCAACAUUCGCAUGUAAGGUAAAAGUAAAAGAUUCGCUUUAUUUUAAUUUUUUUUUUAAUUUGUUUGAUUCGCAUUAUUUUUAAGAAU
Messenger RNA from Argiope bruennichi, 989 nucleotides. RefSeq lists its product as uncharacterized. The coding region runs from base 89 to 646 and encodes 185 amino acids. The transcript has 4 exons. Lineage: Eukaryota; Metazoa; Arthropoda; Arachnida; Araneae; Araneidae. The record is from RefSeq and is a predicted model, not a curated record.